Molecule: messenger RNA, 1362 nt
Organism: Aspergillus aculeatus ATCC 16872
Lineage: Eukaryota; Fungi; Ascomycota; Eurotiomycetes; Eurotiales; Aspergillaceae
Exons: 3
Coding region: 1-1362 (453 amino acids)
Molecular function (GO): O-methyltransferase activity; protein dimerization activity
Source: RefSeq, a predicted model, not a curated record
AUGGCUUCGACCGAAACACAGACGCUCCUUACCCGCCUCACGGCGGUAAGCCAACGGGUGCCUGAGGAGCCCGCCGUGUCUGCCACCGAAACGCAGGCUCUCCUCGCCAAUCUCGCGGCGUUGCGCCAAGAAGUGCCUGAGGAUGAUGAUCUUCGUCGGCAACUGUCCCGUGCGCUGUCGCAGGCUCUGGUGGUAGUUGAGCGACCCUUGGAGACCGUCCACCGACUUUCUUUCGCACCAUUGCAAUUGACGAUGACCAAAGUCGGCAUCGACCUGAACCUCUUCGAGAUCCUCGUCUCGAAAGGCGAGCCAAUGAGCCUGGUGGAGCUGAGCCAGGCCACCGGAGCAGACCCUGUGCUGAUCGCGCGUAUCCUUCGCUAUCUGGCCGCCUUCCACCUGCUCGCUGAAACCGGAGUCGACCGGUUCCAGGCCACCCCAGUGACCCAGGCCCUCACCGUGCCGGGGUUUGCAGCGGGGAUCAAGCACCAUUUCGAGGUCCAACUGCCCGCCUGGGCGGCCCUUCCGGCCUUCCUCGCAGCCACAAACUAUCAAACCCCCUCCGACCGGGAGCGCACGGCAUUCCAGCAGGCCCACCAGACCGACCAGACGGUCUUCGCCUGGUUUAUGGGAGGCAGCGCCCCACCACGACUGUUCGAGGAAUUCAGUCUGUGGAUGAGCGCCCAGCGCGUCGGGCAGCCCAUCUGGCUAGACGUGUUCCCGCUGGAACGAUUGCUUACUUCUGCCACUGCCGCUAAAGCAACGGCCCCCACUACCCCCACUACCCCCACAGCCACCAACUCAGCAGCAGCAGCAGCAGCAGCAACAUCGGCAUCACCGUCCCUCCCACCACCCCCCAUCUUCGUCGACAUUGGGGGCGGCGUCGGCCACCAGUGCGUGGAACUGCUGAAGCGGCUGCCCCAAUUGCACGGGCGCGUGGUGCUGGAGGACCUCGCGCCCGUGGUGGCCAAGGCGCUGCCACACGCCGGGUUCGAGCGGCGGGCGCACGACUUCUGGACGCCGCAGCCGGUGGUCGGGGCGGGGUUCUACUAUCUGCGCAACGUGCUGCACGACUACCCGGACGAGCAGUGCGUGCGGCUGCUGGGGCUGCAGCGGGCGGCGAUGGGGGCCGGGUCGGUGGUGCUGGUGGACGAGAUCGUCUGCCCGGCGCGCGGGGCGGGUCCCGCCGUGGUGGAUAUGGACAUCACCCUGCUGGCGUGCCUGGCGGCGCAGGAGCGCACGCUGGCGCACUGGACCCGGCUGUUCCGGGCGGCGGGGCUGGCGCUGGUCGAGGUCGUGCCGUAUGUGACGGAGGGGGGGCAUAGUGUGAUGGUGCUGGAGCGGUUGGCUGAGGGGGAUGUAUAG